This is a messenger RNA of Mobula hypostoma (lesser devil ray), 2326 nucleotides long. RefSeq names its product tektin 2 (testicular) (gene tekt2). Lineage: Eukaryota; Metazoa; Chordata; Chondrichthyes; Myliobatiformes; Myliobatidae. Gene Ontology annotation, biological process: cilium movement involved in cell motility; cilium assembly. The record is from RefSeq and is a predicted model, not a curated record. The transcript has 10 exons. Gene Ontology annotation, cellular component: microtubule cytoskeleton; nucleus. The coding region runs from base 124 to 1416 and encodes 430 amino acids.
CCCACCUUCUUCCCCCUACAGUCCUGACGAAGGGUUCCUGCCCGAGACGUUGACUGAUCGUUUCCAUGGAUGCUGCCCGACCUGCUGAGUUCCUCCAGUGUGUUUUGAUUUCACAAAGGCAAAAUGGAAACUCUGAGUUUAAAAUCAGCUCAGAGAUAUUCUGUCCCAGACUGGUUUGCCAGUAAUAACCAGGUCUCAACCAAUUCGGAAAGACAACGUUAUAUGUCCCACCAGAUUCGGCAGGAAAGCAGGAGCCUGCGAAAUGAAACCAACAAUCAGACUAAAUGGGACCAAGAGGAUAACAGCACCCGACUCGCUGACCGUAUAGACGAUGUGGAGCGAUGGAAGGAACUUCUGGAGAUUGCUCUUUGCGAUAUUAAUGCUGAAAUAGAUGCUUUAACCAAAACUAAGGAAGAAGCAGAACGUGCUUUAGAAGCCAAGAACCUAAAUCUGGAUGUUGCCAUCGAGUCUCUAACUUUACGGGAAGGUCGGCAGGGCAUUGAUCUUGUGACAGACCAAGUGCAUGAACAGCUUCUUAAGGAGGUUGAGGUGAUUGAUGGUUCAAAGAAAGCACUUCAGCAAAAAGUCAGUGAAGCCCUUGAACAACUCAGCUUGUUAAUGGAAGCACGCCAGCAGCUGAUCUUUGACAUCAAGAAUAAAAGGGAAACUCUGAAUACUGAUGGAGUGGCCCUGUCUCUCAAUAAUAAUUCCCCAAAUAUUUCGCUCAAACCCAACCCACUGCGUAUCCCUCCUGGAUUAACCACUGUUCAGCAGUGGGAUAUGUUCAGCCGUUACAACAAGGAUCGUGCAGAGGCAGAGAUGAAAGCUUCAACUAGUCUUCGUGAGGCGAUUCAAGCCACCAUUAAACACACCGAUAAUGAAGUGGAGGCACAGCGAGUUGCCACAGACUUUGCCUUCAGGAAGAGAAUUCAUGAGUUUGAACAGGCCCUUAAUGAACUAAAGUGGCAGGAGAAAAAUAUCUUGGAGGAGAUUGCAGAUCUGGGAGAAGAAAUUCGACGCCUUGAAGCAGAUCUUCGAGCUAAGACUGCGCCUUUGAAGGUGGCCCACACGAGACUUGAAACUCGUACCUACAGACCCAAUGUUGAUCUCACUAGAGAUGAAGCACAGUAUGGAUUGAUAGAUGAGGUACACCAGUUGGAGGGGACCAUCGCUGCCCUCAAAGAGAAACUUGCUCAAUCUCAGGAUGCCUUAACCUUGCUCUACAAACAACUGGCACGAGUACAAGAAGACAUCAGUUUAAAGACCCAUUCCCUCUGCCUUGAUAACAAGAGCAUGGAUGUAAGGAGAAAACUGACAACACCACCUGAGAAAUAUGUGUCGAAGAUGGAUAGUUUCAACCGUACACCCAACCGGGAACUUUCAGAAGUUAAAUGCAGACAGCUUGAUUUAUUAUGAUGAUAUUGGAUUGAGUUCAAAGAGGAGAAUACAUUUUGUAAUGUGAUGAUGCACCUGCAGCAGUGAACACGUAUUACACAUGCAGUGGUUGUCAAGGAAACAAAUAAAAGUGCCUAAUCUCCCUCAGCGAGUGUAUAGAGUCAUAAAGCCACCGUGCCCUUUGGCCCAUCUAGUCCAUGCUAAACUGUUGUUCUGUCUAGUUCCAUGAACCCACACCUGCACCAUAGCCCUCUGUACCCCUCCCAUCUGCUUACUUAAUCCAAACUGCACUUAAAUGUUGAAAUCAAACCCACAUCCCACCACUUUCGUUGGCAGUUCAUUUCACACUCUCACCACCUUCUGAGUGAGGAAGAUUCCUCUCAGAUUCCCUUAAACCUCUCUCCUUUCAACCUUAGCCCAUGACCUCUAGUUCUAGUUUCGCCCAAUCUCAGUGGAAAAAACCUGCUUGUAUUUACCCUGUCUACACCCCUCAUAAUUUCAUGCAGUUCAAUCAACUUCUUCAGAGUCAAAAGUCAAAACCAUAUUAUAAGUUUUUCUUUACAAUUACUUGUCAUUUUCUAUAAAAAUUAUAAAGAUUAUUAUUCUAAUCUUCUUGUAUAUUCCUUACUGAACAGCCUUAAGCUUAAUGGUAGUUCCCAACCUGAUGGCAUGAACAUUGAUUUCUCUUACUUCCGGUAACUGACCCGCCCCUUCCCCAUUCCUGUUUCCUUCUCUCACCUUCUCUCCUUGCCUGCCCAUCACCUCCCUCUGGUGCUCCUCCCCCUUCCCUUCCUUCCAUGGCCUUCUGUCCUCUCCUAUCAGAUUCCCCCUUCUCCAGCCCUUUAUCUCUUUCACCAAUCAACUUGCCAGGUCUUUACUUCACACCCUCCCCCCUCUCCCAGUCUCACCCAUCACCUAGCUCCUCGUACCU